Messenger RNA from Chrysemys picta bellii (western painted turtle), 3791 nucleotides. Lineage: Eukaryota; Metazoa; Chordata; Testudines; Emydidae. The record is from RefSeq and is a predicted model, not a curated record.
AAACGACCAAUCAGGUGCUUCGAUCCAAGCAGCCAGCCAAUGGGAACUCCCUUGGAACCGCACCAAUGGUGGGCUGCCUAUUCAGGCAGAGACGCGUGAGCUCUACCCCGCGGGGACGGAAGUGGGUGCGGGGCCCGGCUGCUGUGCAGUGAGCGCGCGGCGGUGCCUGCUACUCGUCUCCCAGCAUGGCCGGGCUGAGCAGCGGCAGUGGCAGCGGCGGCGGCUCCAGCCUGGGGCGGUGCAGCCACGUCGUGGUGCGGGCGCCGCCCGAGUCGCUGCCCCAGCACGCGCUGCGGAUAGAGAAGAGCAAGGAGGUGGAUUUCGCCCGGGCCGAGCGGGAGUACCAGCUCUACGUUGGGGUGCUCAAGAACAAGCUGGGGCUGCAGGUGCUGGAGCUGCCGGCCGACGAGAGCCUGCCCGACUGUAUCUUCGUGGAGGACGUGGCCGUGGUGUGCGAGGAAACCGCCCUGAUCACCCGGCCGGGGGCCCCCAGCAGGAGAAAAGAGGUUGAUGCAAUGAAGAGAGCACUAGAAAGUCUUAACCUCAACAUUGUAGAGAUGACAGAUGAAAAUGCAACCUUAGAUGGUGGAGAUGUCUUAUUUACAGGCAGGGAAUUUUUUGUGGGUCUGUCAAGACGGACAAAUCAACGUGGUGCAGAAAUUCUGGCUGACACAUUUAAGGAUUAUGCUGUCUCCACAGUCCCUGUUUAUGGCACUUUGCAUCUGAAGAGUUUUUGUAGCAUGGCUGGACCAAACCUGAUUGCCAUUGGUUCGACUGAAGCUGCGCAAAAAGCCCUCAAGGAAUGACUCUUCAAGGUCAGCACAAGGUUCAUUUGUUUAGUAACAGUAAGUAGCCAAUGUGUUCCCAAAUGUACAGCCUAUUAUUGUACUGGUUCUCUUGCAAAUAACGAAUCCAGGCUUUGCUUGUCAGUACUAAAAAAAUCUACUUCCAGGCUGAGAGUAAUGUGGUGAUUAUUACUAACCCGUGCAAUUACAAAGUGUUGUAACCCAGCUGUCUCUCGCCUUUUGGGGAGGAACAGGAAGGUGAAGGAGACUCCCUUUGUUUAGUUGUAUUGGGAAAGAAAUCUUAAUCUUUCACUGAUUUAAAAUGUGGCUUGUUAUUGUUUUAGAUAUAAGGUUUUUGUAUAUAUCAUUAUUAUUAUUACUAUAACCAUAAAACUUAUUUUGGAAAUUAAAGAAUAUUUAUAUAGUGACUGUGCCAGAGGCUUCUGAUCAGGAUCAGGGUCCUAUUGUGCCGGCCAGAACAUGGAGCAACUCUGAAAGAAACGUGGCUCCUACCCCAAAGCUUACAGUGUAGGGCUCUGAUCCUGCAAAGACUUGUGCACUUGCUUAGCUUCGAUGGGACUCAGAUGCAUAAAGUUAAACAGGUGCAUAAGUCUCUGCUGGUUCAGAGCCAUGGACUGUAAGCUCUUUGGGGUAGGAACCAUGUGUAUUUCAGAGUUGUACCAUAUUCUAAGUCUUUGCAGGAUCAGGGCUUGAGAGAGACUCGGAAGUUCCAGGUGCCCCUUAACCCCAGCAAUACCAACAUCUGCUCACCCAACAACCACUCAGACUCCCCCAUCCCACACAAACACCUACCUACCUACCUUAGCCUGAGCUGCCAAAUCUGUGAAUCUCUGUGACCUACCCCCUGCUAUCACUCAGAGCAGGGUCUGAGACUGCAAGCCUAAGAUCAUGCUUAUAAGCAAAUUCUUCAUUUGCAUAAAAUGUCACAUGGAGCAGAAAAAAACUUGCAAAACUGGUAUCAAUGUGAAAUAAUUUAUUUGACCCUCAGGCUGAAACUACUGGACACAGGCCUAUUAAGAGAUGUUCUCUUUAACUGAAAAAUGAUAGCAGUCACUACACGUAGCUAUAAGAUAACAGUCCACACCGACCUGCAGUACCACACCCCCUUUUACUUUCUGUGAAACCAAAUGAAAAUGGCUUUGGUUGCAGUGCAUUGACACUCCUGAUUCUGUAUCCCUGACAAUCUAGCCUACAUGAAGUGCUAUGUAAAUUCCCCCACGUGAGUUGAUCUGUAUGCCCUGUCCCAAAUAAUCAGGCUCAAACUCCAAAGGCAUCACAUGGAGCAACCUGAUAAAUCUUGCAGAUACUCAGCCACAAUAAAAUACUACUUUGGACGAUUUAUAAACACUAACAAAAUUCAAGCACAAUACUAUUUUCUGACAGUUUCAAUUUGAACUCAAGCCAAGACUAAUUUGAGUACUCUUCAGUUUGAUUAAAGCCAUUUGCACAGCUCUGCUAAUCAUAUUGCAGUGCAUCAAUUUAGCUAUUGAAGCUAAAAUAUAUUUGUAGAUAAGAUGAUAAAUAAAUUGAGUUUGUAAAGUACCAGCCAUGUAAAUAUUACCAGCAGUUCAGAUACAGCAAAAUGCAGAGUAUUCGUAAUAAGAAACAAUGAUGCAUUUUCAAGCCUUUUAGAGGGUACUAGCAAGGUACCCUAACAUUAAAAAAAACAACAACACACAUACACAAAAACCCUGAAAAAUACCUUUUUAAAUAGUUGACCAUGUUGGUUUGCAUGGUGUUUUUUGGUAUUAGAGAUUUAGAAGUAUAUACAUCUUUGUAUGAGGAUCAGUAUUAAUUAGACAUAUGCACAUGUAACUACACACCAGGAAUCAAGGUUAGAGUGUACUCCUAAAGGAUUGGGACAUAAAGAAGUUCAUACAAGUAUUACUGAUAAGAAAAUUCAGUGUUUCGUAGGACAAAAUGUUAAGUGUGUGCAGCUUAAAUAAUCAUUGCCACAAACUUAAGUUGAACUGAAAGCAUUUGAUCUAAGGCAAAAAUUUUAAAACCUAGAUCUUGAAGUUAGGCAAGUAGGUCCUCUUAGAGACACCUGAAUUAAGGAUACUAUCCUGAAAGUUGCUGAAUCCCUCUGAGGUUUUGAGGUCCCAAUUCCCAGCAUUACUUCAAUGGUAGCUGUAGCUCCUGUUGACUUCAAUAGGAGUCAUGAGUGCUCAGCACAUCUGAAAACCAGGCCGCCUUUGAAGCUAGUCCUGCAGGGUGCUGUGGGUGGACCCAAAGUUAAUUGGAAUAAAUGAAGACUUUCCACUUACUUCAGUGGGCUUUGUAUCAGGCCCUGGAAGGUAAUUUCCCAUGAAAGUGCCAUUGGAAGCUGAGGGUACUCAGCACCUCACAGAAGCAGUGAGCACAUUUUAGGCCCUUUGUUAGCUGCUUAAAUGUGGAUUUAUUUCACCAAAUUUAUUUUAAAACAAAAACAAGUAUACGCUGAGCACCUAUCCCAUAAAUAAGAAAAUACAUAAUAGAAUAAUAUAAAGACCUGCCCAUAUCUAAGUAAAUAUCCAUCAAACUCUUUCAAAAAGCCUAAGAGUUUUUUUUUUUAUUUUAGCAGAAUGUCUGGAAGUUUAUCACCAAGCUCUGCACCAAGAGUCUCUCUGUAGAAAUUUUGGCCUAAAGUACUGAAUGAAUUGGUCCUGGUGCUUGCAACUAACAAAUUGAGUAUUAUUUAUUCAAGUCAUGUAUUGUUCAUAAAUAAUAAAUUUAGUAAUUUUGAAACAGGAACACCUGAGUUCAGUCUAGCCUUUCCAGGAUGCUAUAUUGUUACAUUCAAAAAACUUUAAAAAGAAAGUUAAGUUUACAAAAUCAGGCAUGGAAGGGUUCUGUCCCAUUGUGCAUCAUAACAGUAUAGGUGGUCUGUGGCAUACCCAGAAGCAGAAUGCAAACCUCCUGGGUUCCAGACCUGUGCUUUAAAACACAACAUCCUCAUCUUACAACCCUCUGUCUCCUUCACUGUCUAGCUCGUCCACUGGACGA